UGGAGUAGAAUUUUAUAACUGAUCUCAGAUCUGCUUUCAAGCACACAGUGCCCGUAUCAUCACCCCCUAUUUCUGUUUCCGGCCCGGUCAUGGCAGCUGGAUGCAGGAAGCAACUGUUUUCAGAAUUGAUAUAAACAACAAGAAGCAAAUUAUAGUUUCGAAAGACGCUCUUUAAGCACUAUUUGGGGACUUACUUUUGCUUUCUGGCGCCGUGAAAUAUGGCUACGACAGCUCAGUUAUUCGAGGAGCCGUUUGAUGCUGAUGAGUAUAUUGAGAGAUUGGCAUGGAGAACACCUGGAGGAGGUUCCAAAGGAGGUGCGGAGGCGUUUGAUCCCAAAAAGUUGCUGGAAGAGUUUGUGAACCACAUUGAGGAACUAAAACUGCUGGAUGAAAGAAUCCAAAGGAAGGUGGAGAAGUUGGAGCAGCAAUGCCACCGGGAAGCCAAGGAGUUUGCCCACAAGGUCCAAGACUUGCAGAGAAGCAACCAAGUAGCUUUCCAGCACUUCCAGGAGUUAGACGAUCAUAUCAGUUACGUGGCCACCAAGGUGUGUCACCUGGGAGAUCAGCUGGAAGGAGUCAAUACACCAAGACAGAGGGCAGUGGAGGCUCAGAGACUCAUGACAUACUUCAACGAGUUCCUGGAUGGAGAGCUGCGCAGUGAUGUCUUCAACAAUCCCGACAAGAUAAAAGAAGCUGCAGACAUCAUUCAAAAGUUGCACCUGAUAGCUCAGGAGCUGCCGUUUGAUAGAUUUUCUGAUGUCAAGGCCAAGAUAGCAAGUAAAUAUCAUGACCUUGAGCGUCAGCUGAUCCAGGAGUUCACUGCAGCUCAGCGAAGGGGAGAGAUUGGACGCAUGCGUGAGGUGGCAGCAGUCCUGCUACAUUUUAAGGGUUAUGCCCACUGUGUGGAUGUCUACAUCAAGCAAUGCCAAGAGGGAGCCUAUAUACGGAAUGAUGUAUUUGAAGACAUUGCUGUUCUGUGUCAGCGGGUUAAUAAGCAGGUUGGAGAGGUCUUCUGCAGUCCAGAGACUGUCAUGGCUAAACUGAUUCAGAGCAUCUUUGAGAACAAGAUACAGGCUCAUGUUAAAGAAAAACUAGAUGAGACCCGCAACUCUGAUGUGGAGCAAUACCUCAAGAACCUCUAUGACCUCUAUACACGGACAACGGCACUGGCUGCUAAACUCACAGACUUUAACUUGGGCUCAGACAAGCACACAUUUCUAUCUAAGCUGAUAAAGAAUAUCUUCUCCUGUUAUCUGGAGAGCUACAUAGACAUGGAGCGACAAUAUCUGCAAAACCGCAGCGGCCUGAUUCUUCAGCGCUAUUAUGACUCUAAGAACCACCAAAAACGCCCUGUAGGUGCUGGAAGUAUCCAGGAGCUUAAAGAGCGGAUCAGACAGCGCACUAACCUGCCGCUGGGACCUAGUAUUGACACACAUGGAGAGACUCUCCUCUCACAAGAGGUUGUCGUCAACCUGCUACAGGAAACCCGGCAUGCCUUUGAAAGAUGCAACAAGUUGUCGGAUCCAGCAGAUCUACCAAAAAAUGCCUUCUCCAUUUUCCUGAUUUUGGUGGAGUACCUGUGUGUGGACCAUAUAGACUACGCUCUUGAGAUUGGGCUGUCAGCCAUCCCAUCUGCAGAUGCCAAAAAUGCCAACCUCUACUUUUUGGAUGUGGUUCAGCAGGCCAACACAAUCUUUCACCUCUUUGAUAAGCAGUUUAACGAUCAUCUAAUGCCUCUUAUUAGCUCCUCUCCUAAGUUGACGGAGUGCCUGCACAAGAAAAAAGAGGUGAUCGAACAGAUGGAGGUGAAGCUGGACACUGGGAUUGAUCGGACACUAAAUUGCAUGAUAGGCCAGAUGAAGCAAAUCCUGGCGACUGAACAGAAGAAAACUGACUUCAAGCCAGAAGACGAGAACAAUGUCAUGAUUCAGUACACUACAGCAUGCUCAAAGGUGUGUGCCUAUGUGAGCAAGCAGGUGGAGCGUGUGCGGAGGUCCAUGGAUGGUAAGAACGUGGACACGGUUUUGACCGAGCUGGGUGUGCGGUUCCACAGGCUGAUCCAUGAGCACCUGCAGCAGUUCAGCUACAGCUCCAUGGGUGGCAUGCUAGCUAUCUGUGACGUGGCAGAAUACCGUCGCUGCGCCAAAGAGUUCAGGGUCCCUCUCGUGCUCCAGCUGUUUGACACGCUUCAUGCUCUGUGUAACCUCCUGGUCGUCGCCCCGGACAACCUCAAACAGGUGUGCUCUGGAGAGCAGCUGACCAACCUCGACAGGAACCUCCUCCACGCUUUCGUUCAGCUGAGAGUAGACUAUCGCUCCGCCCGACUGGGCCGGCAUUUCAGCUAAUGACGGACAGGGCCGUCCCAUCACCGCACUGCCAGAAACACAAGUGUCCGACCUAGAGUGUCUUUGUCAAUGAUUCAGUGUGGAAAUUAAACUGUGUUUCAAGAACAAAAGAGUAACACGUCCCAGGUUGCUCCUUUUUAAGUUAACCCGUUUUUGUUCCACAUGCACGUUUUAAUGCGAGCAUAGCGUUUCAUCUCAGAUUUGCUCAUAUUUUGUUUGUGAUUUUUAAAAAUUUCAGAGUAGAUGGACGUUUUGUACGUUUUCCUUGUGUUUCCGGCUUCUAAUGGAGAGAGGAUGAUGGUAGAUGAACUGAGGUGGACCACUCGAAUGGACUUGGGUGGUCAAGAGACUCAAAUUUUUAUUUGCUUUUAUUUUGAUUGUGCCAAAUCCAUCCUCUUCUGGGACGAAAGAGGCGGUCCAGCACGCUGCUCUGGAUCAAUGAGUUUGUCCAGCUCAUUUCACUCAGGCUCUUGUGCACACAGAGAUGACAGUUACUGUUUUGAGCUGAACAAUGCAGCUGUUAUACUAAUGUUCAUUUCAUUCAUACUCUUACAAAUACAGUUGUUUUAAACACGAGUACAUGAACUCGUUUAGUUUUAAGAUUCAUUUAGAGCUGUUUAAUGCUGAAUCCUGUCGAUAAAAUUACAUUAGAAUGGCGUCUGAUUUACAUGCAAACUUCCAAAGCUGACCUUUCCCAGUGUGCUCAAUGCUAAAAUAAUAACCUCAUACAUGAAAUACAAUGUUUCUGAGAUUGCAUCUGUGCUAACAACCCCGCUGCUCACUAAAAACAAAGUAAUAUUUGCAUACUCUCAUAUAGCAUUCACAUAAUUAACGAAGAAAUGAUUGGCGCACAGCACAAAACAGCUUUGAGAGUUGUAUGAGGUUUCAAAGGGCUGAGGUCACAUGGUGUUGGGAUUUUGCUCUGAUUCUUUCUUUGCUUUUUGUAUUCUGACAUUGUAUGGUCACAAACUAUUAAUCCAAGAGACUUUCAUCUGAUGGGUGUGUUGAAUGCAGUCAUAUGACUAGUUGAACUAACCCUUAACCUCUGUUGAAGAGGCAGAGGACAUGAUCUCUGACCUCUAGGUGUGCGAGUGGUAGAAAGGAAUAGAUGAUUCUGUUAUACUGUACUGAUUUCAAACAUGAAUUAAUGUCAAAAUGAUGCUACAGUACAUAUGAGCUGAUUGAUCUGUACAAGCUGCUCAUUAUUAUCAGUUAUUUCCAUAAAUAAAAAGACGAGUUUCAUUGAGGGUG
Messenger RNA from Pimephales promelas (fathead minnow), 3596 nucleotides. It is a transcript of the gene exoc5, whose product is annotated as exocyst complex component 5. Gene Ontology annotation, cellular component: cytoplasm; exocyst. NCBI's taxonomy places the organism in Eukaryota, Metazoa, Chordata, Actinopteri, Cypriniformes, Leuciscidae. Gene Ontology annotation, biological process: exocytosis; Golgi to plasma membrane transport. The record is from RefSeq and is a predicted model, not a curated record.